AGAGAUUUCUCGAGCCUGAAUGAUGUGAGACUGCAAGUACGGACCACAGGAGACAAUUCACUCAUCUCUAUAUAUAUCCGUCGUUCUUCACAGCGAUCGUCUCCCACUCCGUCUUCUUCUUCCUCUCCUUUCACUUCUUCUUCUUCUUCUUCUUCUGCAAACGUCAGGAAAUUCGUCUGUUUCAGACAGAGAGCGAUAGAAGGAGAGAAGAUAGAGAGCCCCUUUAUACUUCUUGGCAUGAGAUACUUUUGAUUUCUAUUUCAGGUUGUCUGUUAUCUAAGAACACUUUAAUGAUUCAUUGGAGUUCACAUAACAACCGUUGGAUUUUAAAGGAUGCUGCUGGAGUUGCAGGGAACAUCUUUGCCCUUGGCCUGUUUGUGUCCCCCAUACCGACGUUCCAACGAAUCAUGAGAAACCGUUCUACAGAACAUUUCUCUGGAUUGCCAUACAUUUACGCCCUCUUGAACUGCUUGAUCACCAUGUGGUAUGGCAUGCCUGCUGUAUCGAGCAAUAACGUAUUGGUCAUGACAGUCAAUGCAAUGGGUGCGGCUUUCCAGUUGGUGUACAUAAUUCUCUUUACCGCGUGUGCUGAUAAAGCAAAGAAGGUGAGAAUGCUUGGAUUACUAGCGGGGGAUAUCAUUUUGUUCGCAAUAAUUGUUGCGGGGAGCUUGCAGAUUCUUAACUGCCACUUGCGGCAGAUAGUUGUUGGGGUGAUAAGUGGCUUCGCUCUGAUAUCAAUGUUCGCUUCUCCAUUAUUUAUCAUUAACUUGGUGAUACGGACUCGAAGCGUUGAGUUUAUGCCAUUUUAUCUCUCCCUCUCAACGUUCCUAAUGAGUACAUCUUUCCUCAUGUACGGCAUUCUUAAUGGCGACAUCUUCGUCUUUCUUCCAAAUGGUAUCGGAACUCUCUUGGGGAUGACACAAUUGCUCUUGUACUGUUACUACAAGAGCAGCGGCUCUGAGAGCUCGAGGGAACCCUUGAUAGAGUCGUAUUCAUGAGCAUAAAGGAGUUGGAAAGGCGAAACCUGAAAUUCGGAGACUUCUUGUUUGUUCAUAUCAUUUUGUUAUGCUAGGCUGGGUUAUUCUGAAUUGCUUGGCCAUAGAUUUCGAGCCCGGAUCACUCUCAUUCGUAAGAAGCCGGCUAUAUUAUUUCUGGUGCCCGUGUGUAUAUCAUGUCCCCCUGUACAAGGCAGAUGCUGCAUCAUUUCUUCUGGAAUAAUAAAAUGUUAUCAAGUGCCUUCAAGGUCGAUAUCUUGGUUUCUGCUCCA
Molecule: messenger RNA, 1267 nt
Organism: Punica granatum (pomegranate)
Lineage: Eukaryota; Viridiplantae; Streptophyta; Magnoliopsida; Myrtales; Lythraceae
Source: RefSeq, a predicted model, not a curated record